AGAACCAGAGCCUCAAUUUGUUCCAUUAACUAAAACAAAACACACACUUUCUAAUGAUAACUCACUCGCCACUUUAAUUUUUUUUCCUUCUUUUCUCUUCAAUGGCGGAUUUUGGAUACUUAUCGGAUACGGAUGACUCGGCUGUGGAAGAUCUUAUUUCUCAAGCCAAGGAUCUCUCUGUUCUUGAACAGGUCUCUGCUAUUAACUGUUCUGGUUUCACCAACUCGGUUCUUCCCUCUGAGCUGGAACAACGAUUCCGCAAACUUAAGUCCUUUCCUGCAAUUAAUGCGAAACCUAAAUCCUCCGGGGAGAAGUCUCUUCAGCGUUCUAAGAGCGAGUUGAACGACUCACGGGGAGAGUGUGAGCAGGAGCAGAGCCGAGAUGGGAAGCUGGGUUUGGAGAAAAAAUCUGAGCUUGGUUACGAUUCUUUAACGGAAAAUGAGAUUUUCUCGGACUGGAAAUAUUUUAAGGAAAAAUCCAAACGAGGGUCUGAUUCAGCUCCCUUUUCAUCGAAAUCGUUUUCUUCUCCAUUGAGUUGUACAAAUUCAUCACGGGGUUCGCCUUCCCCGCCUCGAAAGAGCGGUUGUUUUUGGUGUUCUCCUAAGAAAAAUAUCCGGCCAAAGAGCAAGGAAGAUCGAUCAGUGAUGUGUAAAAACGACGAGUUCUUAUCGGAUUUGGGUAUUUUCUCAGUGAAAGAGCAGCAAAAGAUGCUAAAGAAGGCAAUGAAGGAGGAAGAAAAGGUUAGCCGAGAGGCAGAGAAGAUCGUGAAAUGGGCAAAACAAGCGUCAAUGAGAAUGAGUGCUCAUGACAUUGAAGAUGAGCUCAGCGAUGAUUAGAGUGCAAAUGAAUGAGUAUAGGUUAAGGGUUUUGAUUUUUGUUUAAAUUCAUUCGUUAAUUACUGGAAGCUUUUCUGUUUUCUCUUUGAUGCUUGCGUUGUAAAGGCUUAUAUACAUAUUUUGUUAAUGGAAGUGUUGAAAUUGUUUGAUAUUGCUAUUUCCAAGUGGUGCAGAAUUUUGUUUUCAAUGUAAGGGUUGGUGUGAUUAUAAAAUUUGGACUACUUACCUGCCUGAAAAACAUCACUUUCGUGACACAGGAGAAUUAUAUGGAUUAUGUGAAACCAAA
Pistacia vera is the source of this 1122-nucleotide messenger RNA. RefSeq lists its product as uncharacterized. The transcript has a single exon. Lineage: Eukaryota; Viridiplantae; Streptophyta; Magnoliopsida; Sapindales; Anacardiaceae. Bases 102 to 836 code for a protein of 244 amino acids. The record is from RefSeq and is a predicted model, not a curated record.